AUGAUGUUUCAGAGUAGUGGUAUCGGUAUCGACGGCACGACCCAUUUCUUCCAGAAACCGUGGUACAUGAGCUUGGUCAUGUUUGUUGCCAUGCUCCUAGCGCUGCCCAUGUACUAUUGUCUACGCCAGAAAAAUGAUAAGAGACCUUCCAGCACUCUGCCUGAAAGUGGAUCCUCCAAUAUCGGUCUCCGUAUGUGUUUCACGGUAUGCAUCCCUUCGAUAUUCGAUCUACUAGGAUCCUCCCUACAAGCUAUCGGUCUGGUCUACACCCCUGUCUCCGUAUACCAAAUGCUCAAGGGCAGUAUACUUCUCUUCUCUGCGCUAUUCUCGGUGCUUUUCCUCGGGCGUAAGAUGUAUCGUCAUCAUUGGGUGGGAGUCUUCCUCUGCUUAACUGCUCUCGUCUUGGUCGGAGUGUCCUCCCUCUCUUCGCGUGAGCAGCAGACCCAAGUCGUGAGCCUGCCGUUGAUGCUUCUCGGUAUCUUCAUCAUAAUAGCAGGACAAGUUGUGUGUGCUGCACAGUACGUCCUGGAGGAGUUCCUUCUCAAGCCCCCGAACGAUGUAGCCCCAAUGGCUUUAGUAGGGCUAGAGGGCUUCUGGGGAACACUUCUCAUGUGCCUAGUCUUCGUGCCGGCACUACAGCAUCUCCCAGGAUCUGACGUAGGCAAUGUUAUGGAGAACACAGAGGACUCUUUCGUGAUGCUGUCCAACUCCCCGACGUUGCUUAUCUGUACACUGGGUUUCAUCGUCUCGAUUCUCGUCUUCAACAUAUGCGGCGUCAUGGUUACCGCAGAGGCUUCGGCUAUGCAUCAUACCUUCCUGGAUGCUUCAAGGACCAUCGUCAUCUGGUUGGUAUCAGUGCUCAUGUAG
Molecule: messenger RNA, 867 nt
Organism: Perkinsus marinus ATCC 50983
Lineage: Eukaryota; Perkinsozoa; Perkinsida; Perkinsidae
Exons: 1
Coding region: 1-867 (288 amino acids)
Cellular component (GO): membrane
Source: RefSeq, a predicted model, not a curated record